Colletes gigas is the source of this 1791-nucleotide messenger RNA. It is a transcript of the gene Hinfp, whose product is annotated as histone H4 transcription factor. Lineage: Eukaryota; Metazoa; Arthropoda; Insecta; Hymenoptera; Colletidae. Gene Ontology annotation, biological process: regulation of transcription by RNA polymerase II. Gene Ontology annotation, molecular function: chromatin insulator sequence binding; DNA-binding transcription factor activity, RNA polymerase II-specific; RNA polymerase II transcription regulatory region sequence-specific DNA binding. Gene Ontology annotation, cellular component: nucleus; chromosome. The transcript has 5 exons. Bases 10 to 1668 code for a protein of 552 amino acids. The record is from RefSeq and is a predicted model, not a curated record.
AUUUAAAGAAUGACGGAAUUCGCAACAAAGUUAAUAACUAGCAAAGAUAUGCAACAACGAUGCAACGAUUGGGUCGAAUCACAAAAGGAUUGUACGUACGAGGAUGAAACGCAUUAUAAAAGAAAAAUUGACGACGAAGACAGUUACAGAACUGAUUCUGAAUUCGAUUCCGUAUCCGAUUGCCCCAAAAAAAAGAGAGUUGGUUUACCGCUAAAUCGUGAAAUUCUCCAUCUUUUUUGUGAGUGGAUUGAUUGCGAAUACGAGAGCAAUUCCAUUGAUAGAUUCGUGAAGCACGUGGCUCAACACGUGUCUGAUGUAAAUAUACAAAUAAACGAGAGAGAUAUCGAUGUUUACGAAUGUCUGUGGAGAGAUUGUUUCUACACGAAUAAUAAUCCCGACGACAUUUCAAGGCAUGUCAAUUAUCAUGCGUUUCAUACGAAGUUGAAGUGCGUCGGGUCAAAUAUUCGUUCCAGAAUUAAAUUGCCCAAAUGUCAUCGAGACUCUGGAUGGAAGAACGUUAUAGAUAUUCCAGGACCUCUCCUUUGUCGUUGGGAAGAAUGUUUAACACAUUUUAGGAAUUAUCAGUUGUUCAUAUAUCAUGUAGUUGCUCAUAUUGAAGAAAGUCCGCGUGGUAAAAAAGUCAAAGGAGGUCUAGAAUGCAAAUGGACAGGUUGCGAUUGCAUGUACGCCAAUUUGUACAAGUUACGGGAUCACAUGCGACAUCAUACGAAGGAAAAGAUUGUCGCUUGCCCCGAUUGCGGUGCAACGUUUGCUUCUAAUACGAAAUUUCAUGUACAUUGCAAACGUCAGAUUCCGCUCGAUGUUCAGGGAUUCCAGUGCUCUCAUUGCAAUAAGUUUUACGCCACGGAAGGAAUCUUAAGAGAUCAUAUGCGAUUCCAUGUUUUUAAUUACAAAUGCACCCUUUGUGAUAUGAGCUGCGAAUCACCAGCCAGUUUAGCUAAACAUGUUAGAUAUAGACAUGUCUCUACUAGACCCUUUCCCUGUCAACUGUGUAAUCAUGCUGCCAAAUCUCAACAGGAUCUUGAUUCGCAUAUGUCGGUUCAUACUAAUGGACCAAAUUUCUCAUGUCACUUUGAGGGAUGCUUGUACACGUGCAAAGGUGCAUACAGUCUAGAUAGACACGUAGAACGAGUUCAUGAUAAGCAAGUACGAUGGUAUUGCUGUCACGAGUGUCCAGUAAGGUACAUGAAAAGCUACAGUUUGUCGAAACAUUUGAUCGAGGCGCAUCGUUUGCAACUACCUAGUGGGCAUACCAAAUUUCAGUAUACUCAUGACUCAGAUGGUUGUUAUAGAUUACAAAUGGUCAGAUAUGAGACUGAAGAAGAAAGCGCUCUUCCGAUUGUACAGACAAAAAUCGAGAAUAAAAAAUAUAAAAUCAAAUUAAUUCCAAAUUCCAGUGUGCCUCAAGUUAAGGUUUUCGAAGAUACGGACGAGAGAGUGAUGGAAGUCGAGAAAAAAGAGGCAGAAGCAAUAAUAAAAUCAGAGGGUUACGAAGUAAAAUCGAUGCCCGUUAUUUCAAAUAUUUUAAUAUCAAUCGAUGAAACUGAUGCGGAGGGAAAUAUAAUUACAAGUAGAAUUGUAGAAGCGCAGGAAACUACGGAAUUGCCUCCUUCCGAAGGACGGCCAUUAAUUUUGACAACAAAUUAAUUCCAAUUGAAUGACAAGAAAUUUUAAUAAAAUUUAACAAAGAAUAAAUAUAUAUUUUUACUUACAAAAUGAUUAAUUAAAAAUGAUUUGUAUUCUUACACAUAGAUUUUCCUCGCAUGCUUU